CGGUGUUCGAACGGGCAUUGACCGACUGAAGCCGAUCUCCAUGUAGCGGCCGCCACGCAGAAUAAAUACAGAAUUCUCGAUUUCCCCUUCGGGUUGGGUGAGGGUCUGAGGGAUAUGAUCUCCGACUACAUCAAAAUUGCAGGAAAGUACUGUAGAAUCAAUCCCGCCAGGGAUACUUCCAUCGCCCAUUCCGGUGACAGUAUUCCUUCAGGCAACGUAUUGUCUAGAUAGACACAUGGAAACUGGUAGUUACUCGCCUCUCUUGUGGCAGCAGUAAGCGGAAUGGAAUAACAUGUGUAUCUGAUUCCGACGCUAGCUGCUGUGUAUCAGGCACCGACAGGGCGCUCCAUAAGAGUUAUUAUGCGAUGUCAAGAGUAGUUCCAGAUACUUACAGGGAAGCACCAGUUUACAGUGUGGGUGCACCAACAGUAGCGGCACAAUCUAAGGUAGGGGUGUAUGAGGAAGGUGGGGUUGGAUGUCGGAAUGGUAAGGCCUUCAGCAAUGGCGGGCUCUGGGUAUACGCAGAUGACUUAUGAUGGCGCGGGUAGGCAAGUGUACUACUAUACAACACUGCAACCAAGUGUAGUGUCCCAAUAUCGGACAAUGAUGGCCACGAGAAUCAAUCAAGGUUCAAGCAGCAACUGCUACUGCUGCUGCUGGGGUGUUGAGUCAAGAAGGUGAAUUGGUCGUGAAGCCUUCCCAAGGUUCUCUGUGAUAGCCUGAAUGUGGUCUUCAGAUCUCUCUUUUUUUUUUCAAUAAUUUUCGCAUGUUUAUUUGAGAAAUGAAAGUUACGAAACCCGUUUUAUCAGGUUGUCGUUCUUACCAUCUUUCCAAGCUUAUUGCAAAUCUUGUCUGCUUCAUCCAUUCAGAUGCGUCGUUUUCUCCAGACGCGAAACCCAAGUGGUGGAGGGAAAUAACCCAAAGUUCAAACCAUGGAGAUUUUGAUGCCAACUCAACUUGGUCGGAUGCCUAUGGUUUCAAUUUGAAAAUAGCGGAUUUAGGCCGUUGCCGAAAAGUGGAAGAAGCAAGAAUGGUGUUUGAUGGAAUGUCUCAACGAGACACUGUUUCCUAUACUUCCAUGAUUACCGUUUAUUUGAAAAAUGGAGAUCUGCAAAGAGCCGAAAGACUCUUCCGGGCAAUGCCCACCAGAAGCGUUGUAGCUGAAUCCGCAAUGAUCGAUGGUUAUGCGAAAGCUAAUCGGCUGGAAGAUGCCCAACGAAUUUUCGACGAGAUGCCGGAAAGAAACGUAUUCUCAUGGACCAGUUUGAUAUCUGGGUAUCUGAGAAUGGGACGUGUCGAAGAAGCUCGCCAGCUUUUUAAUCAAAUGCCUGUCAAGAACACUGUUUCGUGGACAACAAUGGUUAUGGGUUAUGCCCGGAACGGCUUAAUUGGUGAUGCCCGGGUUCUAUUUGAUCAAAUGCCGAUGAAAAAUGUAAUCGCAUGGACAGCUAUGAUUAAAUCAUAUGUUGAGAAUCAUCAUCUCGAUGAAGCAAGGAAACUGUUCAAUGAGAUGCCACAGCGGAACAUGUACUCUUGGAAUAUAAUGAUUUCAGGUUAUCUAGAUAACGGGAGAGUGAGUGAAGCAAUUGAGCUUUUCAAAUUAAUGCCUCAGAAGAACACAAUUUCCUGGACAAUCAUGGUGUCGGGUUUAGCAAGAAAUGGGUUGACGAAGGAUGCAAGGGAUCACUUUGAUCAGAUGCCAAUAAAAGACAUAGCCGCAUGGAAUGCGAUGAUAACAGCAUAUGCUGAUAAUGGCUCCAUGACUAAAGCAAGUGAGCUUUUCAAUCUGAUGCCAGAAAGAAACAUCGUGACUUGGAAUGCGAUAGUUGAUGGGUACGCUAAAAAUGGGCCUGAAGAAGAGGCCUUGAAGCACUUGGUUCUCAUGCUUCGGACUUGUUAUAGGCCGAAUGAAGCUACUAUUACAAGUGUCCUGACCGCCUGCUCAAGCAUGCUGGAACUCAUGCAAGCUCAUGCUCUUGUUAUAUCACUUGGCUUCGAGCAUGAAACUUCUCUGACAAAUGCCUUAGUUACUAUGUACUCAAGAUGUGGGGAUGUUGACUCUUCUCGAAUGGCUUUUGAGGAUCUUGGGUCUAAGGAUGUCGUGUCAUGGACAGCGAUGAUAUUAGCUUACUCAAACCAUGGGUAUGGAAACCACGCAUUGGAGGUCUUUGGACGUAUGCUGAGAUCUGGGGCCAAGCCAGAUGAGAUUACAUUCGUGGGUGUCUUAUCAGCUUGUAGUCAUGCAGGUUUUGUUGAGAAAGGGUUACGGCUCUUUGAUUCAAUCGGCCAUGUUUAUGGAUUGGAGCCAAAGGCUGAGCACUACUCUUGCCUUGUUGACCUCCUCGGUCGAGCAGGGUAUGUUGCUGAAGCUUUGAGGGUGGUGAAUCAAAUGCCACCUAGCAAACGCGAUGAGGCUGUUUUGGGCGCAUUGCUUGGCGCAGGCAAGCUGCAUGGGGACGUUGAAGUAGUGAGACAAAUAGGUGAAAAGCUAAUAGAGCUUGAACCAACUAGCUCAGGGGGUUAUGUGCUUUUGGCUAACACAUAUGCAGCACUUGGGAAGUGGGACGAUUUUGCACUUGUGAGGAAGAAGAUGAAGGAAAGGAAUGUGAAGAAAGUACCUGGGUUUAGUCAAAUUGAAGUGAGGAACAAAAGUCGUGUAUUCUUCGUGGGGGAUAGAUCACAUCCGCAAGUUAAGGAAAUCUAUGCUAUGCUACUGGAAACUCUUCUGCCACAGAUGAAAGAGAUGGGUUACUUGAAAGAUAAUCCAUCCGGACUUGUAUAGUUUACAAGAGAAAGAAAUACAGUUGAUACCUUAAGGCUGUCUUUGGUUUGAUGGAGAAUAAGUGAGAAAAGAAAAUUGAGGGAAAGUUACAUUAGUCAUCAUGAAUCCUGAUUUGCCAACCUAAAAACUUUGAACUUUAGAUCAAAAGUUACAUUAGUCAUCAAACA
This is a messenger RNA of Nelumbo nucifera (sacred lotus), 2949 nucleotides long. RefSeq names its product pentatricopeptide repeat-containing protein At4g13650-like. Lineage: Eukaryota; Viridiplantae; Streptophyta; Magnoliopsida; Proteales; Nelumbonaceae. Gene Ontology annotation, molecular function: protein binding; RNA binding. The record is from RefSeq and is a predicted model, not a curated record. Gene Ontology annotation, biological process: RNA modification.